CUCUGUUGCCCCAUUUCCUCGCGAGCUGGCACCGGACUUCGCUUGCGCCGUGGGAGCAGCGAAAGGGGUCUCUGUAUCUAUCUCUUCAUGUGCCCCGCUAGUAUGCACGAGCACGUCUCGGAGAACGUGAAGCGCUUCGUACCGCCUCCUCCCAGAAAUCGUUCUAUCAAUCGGCGCAGACCCGGAGAUAGAUAUGAUAAAGUGAACUACGCUCAUGGUAUUGAUGAGGAAAAGAGUCAAGAAUUUUAUCCAAGAAAAGUUCCACUGGUAGAACAUGGGGAGGUAGGCGGAAACCGUGUUGCAAAUGAUAACACUCAUCCAAAGUUGAUACCUUUAGAUGGUUGUUCUGCCAGUGAGGCUGUAACAUUUUUAACAGAGCGCUGGGCAGCUGCUGUGCAUUUAUUGGAUAAUUCAUCAGCUGAUGUAUCCGAUGAACAUUUUGGGAGAAUUACAAUGCAAGAUACACAAAUCCAACAGCGAUGUAAGAUCAACCACCUCUGAUGUUAGCUGACUCACAAGAGAAUUUUGUUUGAUAAUUUACUUAAAAAUUUUGAGAAACUCUGUGGGAAGUGUCAUGUCAGCAUUGUAACCUGUAAUAUAACAAUUGGUAUCCAAAUACACACUGAUGUGUUGUGUUAGUACCUAACAGCAUUCUGUAUCAUAGCUAGCAUGAAAUCAGCAUUGUGGAUGUGCUUUACAGUUUCUAAUGCUUUCAUACGCACUAGAUUGUUGGGUUAGUUGGUUAGAUGAGUGUCUUGGAGAGCUUUGUCAUUGGUUGUCUUCUUGGUCAGGCCAUGAAUGAGAUUUUUCUCCAGUAUGCUCUAUAUUAUGGAAUUCAAUUUCGUCUG
This is a messenger RNA of Musa acuminata subsp. malaccensis (wild Malaysian banana), 848 nucleotides long. RefSeq lists its product as uncharacterized. NCBI's taxonomy places the organism in Eukaryota, Viridiplantae, Streptophyta, Magnoliopsida, Zingiberales, Musaceae. The record is from RefSeq and is a predicted model, not a curated record.